CAAAUGCUAUAAAAGUUAGAAACGUGUAUACAUAUGUUUGUCGUUUGUAACUUUAGAGACGGUCCCUAAAUUUGCGAAUCUCGCACGUCCAUCAUCAAGCCAACUGCACUACAGCCAGUAACAAUGCGAUCACAUACAGUGUCCUACAGACAUUAUAUUGCCAAAAACUGUGUACUGUGUCUGCUGUGUCCGUUUGGAAAAGUACUGGAGAUGUUUUGAGCAGAACGCCUUUGUCCAGAUGGAGGAGUAACUUUGGAAGUCUUGGGAAUAAUCUGUGAAGAUCGGUUCCUCCGGGGCAGCAGAGGGCGCUGUGACUGUGUGAUCCCGCGGAAGAUCGAGUCCUCGCGGCUUCAACGCUCCGCUGAGUUAGCACUAGUUAGGUGGCAGGUUAUGUCCUCUGCGGACUGGGUUGAACUGGUUUUCGUUGUGUCUGUUAAGUGGCGGCAGGACCGGGGUCACAUGACCACUCUGAAGAUCAGCCGAAGACUGUGACGGACACAGAGAAGCUGCUCACAAGAUGUUGAGCAUAAAAGCGCAGAUGGAUGUGAUCUGCUGUAAAUCAGUAGGAACUGAUCUGUCCAUGCUGGAUAUUGAGGAUUUCAUCAGUGAAAUCUGUCAGCUGAAGAAAGAGGUGGCGUCACUGGAGGCAAAGCUGAGAGAAAGAGGAGACAAACCCAACAGAGAGGAUCUGGAGAAGAUUUCAGUGUGUGUGACUGAUGGGACAGAAGCUCAGGAUUCAGUCUGGAGAUCCAGAGACACACAGGACUCAGAGCUCAGCCUCACUUUACUGUGUUAUACUGACGCUCAGGAUCAUGGAUCCGCUGAUCAAACCUCUGACUGUAACGCUGGAGAACAGCAGAUGCUGCAGACGCCGCUGAAGAUGUGCUCCGUCAAACUGGUGGACUGCAGGAACCUGAUAGAGAGCAGAGGAGAAAAAACCACAGCAGAGGAACAACAACAGAGACACGAGGAGGAGGAGGAGGAUGAUCAGAAUAUUAAUGAUGAUGAUGAAGAUCAGAUUGAUGAUUAUAAUGAGGAGGAGGAUGAAGGGAAUAAUGAGGAUGAUGAGGUUACUCCUCCAGAUGAAAAAACGGCCUCGACAUCAUCAGAGCGACUGACGGACAAGAGUUUUUCCUGCGGUCAAACAUUGAGCUCACAGAUGAAUUUAGCAGACCACGAGAGAACACAAGCAGAACAGAAAGACUGCAGGAGAUGCGACAUCAGCUUCCCUUCCUCGGAAGAGAGGAGACGUCAAUCCAAAGAGCACAAGGAGUUUGGCUGCGAACAGUUUUCCGUGUCGUCUAGUCUGAAAGUUCACAUGAAGACGCACAUCGGCGAAAAGCCUUUCCGCUGCAGCGAGUGCGACAGGUGUUUCAGCGCUAAAGGGAAUCUUGAUGCUCAUAUGAGAAUCCACACGGGAGAAAAGCCGUACAAGUGCCCUCACUGCGAGAAGAGCUUCAGCCACAAACCCCAUCUGAAGAAGCAUGUGCGCGUUCACACUGGAGAGAGGCCGUACCAGUGCAGCGAAUGUGGGAAAACCUUCGGGAACUCAACUGUUCUGAAGACGCACCACAGAACACACACCGAGGAGAAGCCGUAUCAGUGCAAACACUGCGAGAAACGAUUCCGACAGGCUUCUCAUCUGCAGUGUCAUGAGAGGAUCCACACCGGAGAGAGACCGUACCUGUGCUCCGACUGCGGGAAGAGCUUCUCCGACCCGCGGCAUUACCGGGUUCAUCAGCAUCUGCACAAGGGGGAAAAGCCUCACGACUGCUGCGUCUGCGGGAAGAGUUUCAGUCAGAUCUCAACCCUACAGAAGCACCAGAGGAUCCACACGGGAGAACGACCGUUCAAGUGCUCUCUGUGCGACAAGUCCUUCGCUCGAUCAGACGUCCUGAAGGUCCAUGAGCGAGUUCAUACAGGAGAGAAACCUUACCACUGCUCCAUCUGCGGCGAGAGAUUCGCUUAUUUAGGAAGUUUUCAGAUCCACCAGAAGAAACACGCUGAAGAACAAACCUGAAAUCAUCAUCGCAGCUUCUGUUUUCCGUUUCAAAGAUUCACUUUUUGAAAAUAGUUGGGAUAUCUGGAGUCGACAUUGCUGUCAUAGCACUGUAUAGAUGAAUCAGUUGAAUAAAUUGCAUUAUAUUAGAAUAUAUUUAUGAUUUAGAGUCUUUGAACUCAUUUGAUAUUUUAAUGACACUGUAAAUUGAGCUUGUUUUAGUGUUCUCAGUGUAACUUUAUUAAGCAACAUGUAAACUAACAGAAAGGACACUGCUGUCAUAUACUGAAAAAACAAGACUUUGAAAUUAA
This is a messenger RNA of Megalobrama amblycephala (Wuchang bream), 2310 nucleotides long. Its product is annotated as zinc finger protein 501-like. Lineage: Eukaryota; Metazoa; Chordata; Actinopteri; Cypriniformes; Xenocyprididae. Gene Ontology annotation, molecular function: RNA polymerase II cis-regulatory region sequence-specific DNA binding; DNA-binding transcription factor activity. Gene Ontology annotation, cellular component: nucleus. The transcript is spliced from 5 exons. Gene Ontology annotation, biological process: regulation of transcription by RNA polymerase II. The record is from RefSeq and is a predicted model, not a curated record. The coding region runs from base 518 to 2020 and encodes 500 amino acids.